Messenger RNA from Colletotrichum destructivum, 1623 nucleotides. RefSeq lists its product as uncharacterized. NCBI's taxonomy places the organism in Eukaryota, Fungi, Ascomycota, Sordariomycetes, Glomerellales, Glomerellaceae. The transcript is spliced from 3 exons. The record is from RefSeq and is a predicted model, not a curated record. The coding region runs from base 481 to 1434 and encodes 317 amino acids.
CAGGGCAUUCCACCCAUAGUCCACGUCCUCUCCGUGCAAGAAAACGAGGUGCUCGUGAAGGCGUCAACCAUUCCGGGUUAGGUUGGGUUCAGACGGAUGCUUGUCACGACAAACGAAGAACCCAAUCACGCUGGACGCCGCGAGGACGGUCAUGGCUGCAUGCCCGCGACGUUUUCUUCGCUGAAGAAUGUCGGACUAUAUCCUUAGGCUGCGACGAAAGUAUUGAUGUGUCUCCCCCUCUGGCAACGGCUGCAUGGCGUCCUACAACUACCACCCCCCCGCGCCUCCCAAUCUCUGUCAUUUUUGACGAGAUCAUCCAAAUCUUGCGUGACAGUCGCGACAAGACAAUCACUCGGCCGAAACCAACCAGCCUCCGCUGAGUUCACUGUCAGAGUCCUCCUCGCCACUCUGAAGGUUGACUGUAACCACCAACCCUUGUCACUCAAGAGUCGUUAAAUAAUUCAGAAGCAGACGGUCCCCAUGUAUUCCGGCAAAAGCCACCGUCGCCAUGAACACGGGAGGAAGAGCGACAAGAGGGAUAGCCAAAAAGACCACAAAAACAGUAAUACAGCUGGCAGCGCCAAGCCCGAGAAACCAUCUUCAUCAUCAUCAUCAUCUACUACUCCUCCCCUCAGCUUUCUUUUUGUUGUCAACGAGCUCGAUGUUAUCGACGAAGGCCACGGCCGCGGUCCCUUCGUCGAUAGAUUCGGCAGCCCCCUCCCGCCUGAGGGCAUCGAAUGCUACGGAGAUGAGACCGUCGGGGCCGUGUGGCGAUACCAGAACGGGACCGUCACCGCGGCGCCCGAAUUCUUUUGGAACCGGCCCCAGCGGGGCGAGCCCGGCGACAUCGCAACCUUCCAUCACGCCUUCGACGACAUGGACCAGCCCGUAUCCUACUACCAACCCAUGGUGACGUACUCGACGCACAGCGUCUUCAACUGCUGGCGUUUCCUCCCCUGCAUCUGGACCAGCACCGAUAUCUCGACGGUCGCGUCGAUCGACUUCAACAUCGACCAAAAGUGGUCGCCGCUGGAGUUCCGACACGACCCCCACGAGCCCGGCCGCACCCGCAUCCUGGGCCCGGAACGGUUCGUCGCCGGCAGGGAUCCGUCGUGGGUUCCGCACCUCCUGCCGAGCACGUACGCGGCGCCCCAGUCGGCGCCGCCUUCCAGGGGUCUCGGCGGGCCUUUUGGGAUCGUGAUCGGCCUCCUCGGGCUGGCCAGGAGGCCCGGCCAUGCGGACGACGCCUUCCGGGACGGGCUUUGGAGCCACGGUCGCCUGGCAGGCAGCCGCUCAGGGCGUGCGGAACCUGACGCAAAAGGUCCUCCGCGAGGGGUCAUGGUCCGCAUCUGCUAUGACUGUGACAACCUGUCCGGAUCGACGUAUGAUGCCAUUUCUUCCUUUGAACAGAGAGGCGUAGCGAUUACUGGUUGAGCAGGCGCCUCUCAUUCUUCCUUGUCUAGGCACUUGAUGUUUGGAUAGUUAUAAUUUUUGAGUGGACCUAUCUCUGUCCCGGGGUUUCACUUUUCAAUCCAAUGCGAAGUAGAUUUAGACAGUGAGAUAAUGGAAUUGAAAUGAACAGGCAGAUACCCUUAGGAACGUUGGUCAUCGAUGGCUCAAUAU